CUCCACUCUCACACAUUUCAGAGCUCUCUCUGAAAAAAAAAAAACACAUUCAGGUCUGUAUUCCAUAGCUUACAAUGAAGAAGAAAAAAUUAAUGUUAAUCGAUGAACACGACGAAGAUCAAGCUGGCGUUUCAAUGAAGAAGAAAGAAAAACUAAAUAUUAACCUAGACGACGAUGAAUUCGACGAAGACGAUGAUGAAUUGAAUCAGUUUGAGAAUGACGGUUUUAUCGUUGAUAAUGAGGAAGAGGAGAGUGACCGAGAUGAUAGUAAAAAAAAGAAGAAAAGGAAAUUAAAAGAUCAUGUUCUUGAUGACGAUGAUCUUGAGUUGCUCGCGGAAAACAAACUCUCUGGGUUACUUAAGGCUAACAGGAGUGAAAAUGAAAAAUUCAAGCGACUCAAGAAAGCUGAAAAAAGCACCAAAAGUUCUGGCUACUCUGGAUUCUUUGAUGAUGAUGUUUUAUUAAGUGAUUUUGGUGCUAAACAAGAGGAAGACAUUUCUUGGGAUGAAGAGGAUGAUAUGGCCGAUUUUAUCGUUGAUGACGAAGUUGAUAAUAAUAUGGCAGCCUCGUCCAGUGUGGUCAUUGAUGUGGAUUGUCUUCUUAGGCAACAAACACAGGGUGAAAAGAGGUCAACCCUAGUAACAGCUUCAUCAGCUGCCAACUCUAGAGAGAUUUUACAUCAUGAUCUAGUUAAUAUUGUAAAACCUGAUGACUUUAAUAAGUUUGACUUGGAUAACCAUUCAAGUUUGAGGGAAGAUUAUAUAAAGGAAAGUGAUGUGCCAGAGAGAAUGCAGAUGUUUGAGGAAAUUGCUGGCCCUGCUCCAGUUGACGAAACUAACAGAGAAGAGGAGAUUUCCUGGAUGCUUGAGCAACUUGCUGGAAAUACAUGUUUGCUAUACUCGACUAAUGGUGCUGAUGUGCUGAAGAAAAUUAACAAGGAAGAUGUUAUGAGAUUUUUGGAAUUACGUCAUCGGGAUAAGUAUGAUAUUCCAUUCAUUGCUAUGUAUCGGAAGGAGAAUUGCCUUAGUUUAUUGCAAGAUCUUGAGGAAAAGUAUGAAGAUGAUUUUGGGAGAAAAUUGAGAUUGAAGUGGCACAAGAUCAUGUGGCUGUUCAAUGCGCUGGAUGAAAAAUGGCUGCUCAUUCAGAAGAGGAAGAGCGCCCUUCAGAUGUAUUACAAAAAACGUUAUGAAGAGGAAUGCCGCAACUUUGAUAAUGUGGAAAAACUUUCUUCAUUUGAGAAGCAUUUUGAUGCAAUAAUGAAGUCUCUUAAGCUAGCUGAAACAGAGAGAGAGAUUGAUGAUUUAGAUGUCAAGUUUAACCUACAUUUCCCUCCACCUGAAGAUAUAAUAACAACAAAAUUUAGACAGCCAAAGAGAAGAUCCGAAUACAGUACCUGCAGUAAGGCUGGCCUAUGGAAGCUUUCAGGGAUGUUUGGUUGUAGUUCUGAGCAAUUUGGACUGCAUCUUUCUCUUGAAAAAGUGGGUAUGGACUUUAGGGAAGAUCCUCCAGAAUCUCCAGAGUUGAUAGCUUUAGAUUUUAUAUGUCCUAUGUUUAAAACUCCAGAAGAAGUACUUAAAGGCGCUCGGCUCAUGGCCGCGCUGGAGAUCAGCUGUGAACCUUCUGUCAGGAAGCAUGUUCGUGAAGUUUUUAUGGAUAAAGGUUUAGUCUCUACAUGCCCAACCCUUGAAGGAGACAAAGUGAUGGACAAUUUUCAUAUGUUUCAUGGGGUUAAGUGGCUAUGUGACAAGCCACUGGAUAAAUUUCAGGAAGCGCAAUGGCUUCUUAUUCAGAAAGCUGAAGAAGAGAAGCUUCUUCAUGUUACCAUAAAAGUACCAGAAAGCAUUGUUGAUAAGUUGAUCACUGACUCCCAAGAAAUUUAUCUUGUGGGCAGCAGUGAUGGGUCUACUCAACUAUGGGAUGAACAGCGUAAGAUGAUAAUACAUGACAUGUUUUCAAAAUUUCUUCUGCCAUCACUUGAGAAGGAAGCUCGGGCUUUGCUAACUGAUAGAGCAAAGAAGUGGCUUCUUUCGGAAUAUGGACAGCAGUUAUGGAACAGAGCAUCAGUUGCACCAUAUCAAAAAGAGGAGAAUGUUUCCAGUCAGGAUGAAAGUACUGCACCAAGGGUCAUGGCUUGCUGCUGGGGUCCUGGAAAGCCACCAAUUACAUUUGCAAUGCUCGGUUCAUCUGGACAGUUGCUAAAUGUGUUGGAAGCUAGAUCACUUGGUCUGCGUUCACAGAAUGUUAUUGACCAGCAAAGGAAGAAACAUGACCAGCAAUGUGUCCUCAAGUUCAUCAUCACUUACAAGCCGAAUGUUAUUGUCCUUGGUGCUGCAAAUAUGCCUUCCAUUUGGUUGAAGGAUGUUAUUGAGGAGGUAUUACUUCAGAUAGAAGAAACUCCUGCUGUCAGCCUGGUGUAUGGGGAUGAAUCUUUUGCUCAACUUUAUGAAAAUUCAAAGGUGUCAUCAUCCCAAUUACCUGGGCAAUCAGGCAUUGUGAGACGGGCUGUAGCUUUGGGGCGCUAUCUCCAAAAUCCAUUGGCUAUGAUUGCAACACUUAGUGGGCCCAGGAAAGAAAUUGUUUCUUGGAAGCUACACCCUCUAGAUUAUUUGUUGACACCUGAUGAAAAGCAUGUGGUGAUUGAUAUGGUAUUGGUGGAUGUUACCAAUCAAGUAGGCCUGGAUGUAAUUUUUGCUACAAGCCAGGACUGGCUCUUUUCUCCUCUUCAGUUUGUGUCUGGGCUUGGUCCCCACAAGGCAGCCUUUCUUCAAAGCAAAUUAGUUGGUGGUCAACCGAUUAAUAACCGACAUGAUUUGGUGGGCUGUGGAUUGAGAACACAGAAGAUUUUCUACAAUGCAGUUGGUUUUUUACGAGUCCAAAGCACUCCGCUGCUUUCUGGUCCCAGUGAAUUCAGCUUUUUGGACAAUACAAGAAUUCACCCCGAGUCAUACAGUCUUGCAGAAAGAUUGGCAACGGCUGUCCUUGAUGACGCUAAUCAAACACAACCCCUUUUCUAUCUUAAGGACAAUCCACAGCUGCUGAAUGACUUCAAUAUUGAUGAUUUUGCUGAGAAAUAUGAAAUAGAGCAUGGGGAAAAUAAGAAGCAGACUCUUCAUGAUAUAAAACAAGAGUUGCUACAUGGAUUUCUUGAUCCUCGAAACCCCUAUGAAAAUCUAACUCAAGAUGCGAUAUUCUUCUUAAUAUCUGGCCAAAAUGAGGAUGCAUUGGCUGUAGGACGAAUCAUCCAGGUUAGAGUUUCCCGAGUUAUGCAGCAACGAGCUUUCUGCGCUCUUGACUCGGGAUUGACAGGGGUGAUAAUGAAGGAGGAUUAUAUGGAUGGAAGUGAUGAUUUUUUGUUGACAGAAAAGCUACAUGAAGGAACUAUUCUUUCUUGCAAGAUAAAAGAUCUAGAUAAGAGUAGAUUCCAAGUGCUUCUAACUUGUAAAGAGAGUGAGCUCAAGAGUUGCAAACGCCAAAAUUUACAGGAGAGUGAUCCUUAUUAUUCUGAAAGCAAGAAGAAUUUGUUAGGUCAGCAGAAUGAAGCUCAAAAGAAUGAGCUUUCAAGGAAACAUUUCAAGCAGAGGAUCAUAGUUCAUCCAUGCUUCCAAAAUUUAACUGGAGACAUGGCAAUGCAGCUCCUUGACGACAAAGAUGUCGGCGAGUUCUUGUUUCAUCCAAGUUCAAGAGGCCCCUUUUAUUUGACCUUAACUCUGAAAAUCUGUGAUGGAUUAUAUGUUCACAAAGACAUCAUUGAAAGCGAGAAGGACCCCAAAGACAUUACAAGCUUGCUCCAGAUUGGGAAAACAUUGAAAAUUGCAGAUUGCACUUUUAAGGAUUUAGAAGAGGUUAUGGAUUUAUAUGUGAAGCCAUUGGUAGGCAACCUCAAAGCAAUGACUAGCUUCCGAAAAUUUAAGAGGGGCUCAAAAGCAGAGGUUGAUGAACUUUUGAGAGCAGAGAAGUCAGAGUUUCCAAUGAGGAUAGGUUACUGUUUUGGCCUUUCUUAUGAGCACCCCGGCACUUUCCUGUUAUCUUACAUUAGAACAAACCUACAUCACGAGUACGUAGGCCUGCAUCCUAAGGGAUUCAAGUUCAGGAAGCAAAUAUUUGCCAAAGUUGAACAACUUGUUGCAUAUUUCCAAAACCAUAUUGAUGAUAUACACCGUGGCUUAGCACCAACAGGCAAUACCGCAGGAAACGACAGUGGUGGUGAUUGGCAAAGCCAUUCAAGAGAUGGAACUGGAUUCGGAGGAAGAACAGAAUACAAUAGAGAUGGAGAUGGAGGCCGUGGGCGAGGCCGUGGGCGUGGCCGUGGUGGUGACCGUGGGCGUGGCCGUGGACGCGGACGUGGUCGUGGGCGUGACAAUGGAGGAUAUAAUGACACUGAGAAAAGUGAAGAUCUUGAUCAUGGUAGUGCUUCAAAAUGGGGCUGGAGUUCUAAUGAUGGGGAUGGAGGCAAAGCAUGGGGAAAUGCUGAUACUGGUUCAAAUGGUGAAAAUUGGGGUGGUUCUAAUGGGUGCCCUAAAAAUGAAAUUGAUGGUGGUAAUUGGGGUGGCUCUAGCAGUGGCGCAGUCAAAGAUACAACUUGGGGAAAUGCUUCUGGUGGUAUUAGUGGGGACACUUCUAAAGGUGGAUGGGGCAGCAAUGACACUGGUACUGCUAAGAAUGAAAGUGAUGGUGGUAAUUGGGGUGGCUCUAGUAGUGCUGCAGUCAAAGAUACAACUUGGGGAAAUGCUUCUGGUGGUAUUGGUGGUGACACUUCUAAAGGUGGAUGGGGCAGCAAUGACACUGGUACUGCUAAGAAUGGAAGUGAUGGUGGUAAUUGGGGUGGCUCUAGUAGUGGUGCAGUCAAAGAUACAACUUGGGGAAAUGCUUCUGGUGGUAUUAGUGGUGACACUUCUAAAGGUGGAUGGGGCAGCAAUGACACUGGUACUGCUAGUGGUCCAUCUUGGGGCAAUCCUUCUGGUGCUACAGCUGGUGAUUGGGACAACAACAAUGGGAAUCGGAGCACAAGUGGUGGAAGUUGGGGUAUGAAAGAGAGAGAAGGGGGAGGUGGCAGCUGGGACAACCAAAGAGAAGGUGGUCGUGGGCGUGGCCGAGGCCGUGGUCGUGGUAGGGGAAGUAGCUUUGGACGUGGAGAUGAUAACACCAAGAAGGAAACUUUCACUGGUGGAUGGAGUAGCAGCAGCAAUGAUAAUGCCACUGGGGGCGGUUGGAGCGGUGGUGGUGGAAGUUGGGGUGUGAAAGAGGGAGAAGGUGGAGAUGGCAGUUGGGACAACCAAAGAGAAGGUGGCCGUGGGCGUGGCCGAGGCCAGGGUCGUGGUAGGGGAAGUAGCUUUGGACGAGGAGAAGACUCCUUCAACAGCGGAGAUGAUAACACCAAGAAGGGAACUUUCACUGGUGGAUGGAAUAGCAGCGGCAAUGAUAAUGCCACUGGGGGCAGUUGGAGUAAUGCUGGUGCUAGUAAUGCUGGUACUUGGAACGACAAAAAUGAAGGUAAAAAUACUAGUGGUGGAUGGGCUAGCAGUGGGAAUGAUAAUACGGGAGGAGGAAACUGGAGUAACCGCAAUGGUGAUGAUACCAAUGAUUGGAGUGGCAGCAACAGGGGUACAAGAGGGAGAGGAAGAGGAAGGAGAGGUGAUUGGAAUGACAGGGGAAGUGGCGAUCAAGAAGGAAGCUAUGACAGUGGGCGUGGACGGGGACGCGGGGGAAGGAGCUGGCGAGGGCGUGGGCGUGGAUUUAAUGACGAAAGGGGUGACAACAAUUCUAGUGGAACUGAUUUUGGCGGCAAUGGUGGAGGUGGAGGCUGGAGUGCUCGCUCUGCUGGCAGCUGGGGCGGAAACAAUGCAGGUGAAAACUCUGGUUGGGGAAAUAAAAAUUCAGCUGGAAGUGGUGAUGGUACGAACACAACUUCUGCUGGGAAUACUGGAGGUGGAGGCUGGAGUGCUGGCUCUGGUGGCAGCUGGGGUGGAAACGAUGCAGGUAAAAACUCUGGCUGGGGAAAGAAAAAUUCAGGUGGGAAUGGUGAUAGUACGAACACAACUUCUGGCGGCAACGGUUGGGGUGGAGGCUGGAGUGCUCGCUCUGGUGGUAGCUGGGGCGGAAACAGUGCAGCUGAAAGUGGAGGUGAAAAGUCUGGCUGGGGAAAGAAGAAUUCAGGCGGGGACGGUGAUGGAAUGAACACGACUUCCGGUGGCGAUGAUGGAGGUGGAGGCUGGAGUGCUGGCUCUAGUGGCAACUGGGGUGGAAACAAAGCAGGCGAAAGUGAUUGGGGUAGCAAUAGCAAAAACGGCGGGAAUGCUGGUGUUGGCAACUGGAACAAAAAUGGGAAUGAUGGGAAGGGUAUCCUUGGUAGUGGUCCUUCAAGUGGGAAUGAUUUGCCGGUAGGGAACAGUAACUCUGGCAGUAAAAGUGGAUGGGGAGCUGAGGGCAGCAAUGGUGGAAAUGGAGGUGGUUCGAAAAAUGAACCAGAGACGGAAAAUACUGGUUGGGGUGGUGGUGCAUCAGGGAAGAGCUCCUCCUUUGGUGGCAGUGGUGGAUGGUCCUGAAUCACUUUUGCUAAAUAUAUGGAAUUUUGGUUGAAGAUAUUGAAUUGUGGAUGGCUGACAAGCAGAAAGUGUAGUAUUAUAUGCAUCUUUUUGUAUCUAUCUGAUCUUUAGUAGGAAAAUUGUAAACACUUUGAUAUUGUUUAUAUAUAUAUAUCAUAUGCUAUUAGUCUAA
Molecule: messenger RNA, 6714 nt
Organism: Mercurialis annua (annual mercury)
Lineage: Eukaryota; Viridiplantae; Streptophyta; Magnoliopsida; Malpighiales; Euphorbiaceae
Product: transcription elongation factor SPT6 homolog
Exons: 17
Coding region: 75-6542 (2155 amino acids)
Biological process (GO): transcription elongation by RNA polymerase II; positive regulation of transcription elongation by RNA polymerase II; mRNA transcription by RNA polymerase II
Cellular component (GO): transcription elongation factor complex
Molecular function (GO): histone binding; nucleic acid binding; nucleosome binding
Source: RefSeq, a predicted model, not a curated record